Messenger RNA from Eimeria mitis, 837 nucleotides. RefSeq lists its product as uncharacterized. The transcript has 2 exons. The record is from RefSeq and is a predicted model, not a curated record. NCBI's taxonomy places the organism in Eukaryota, Apicomplexa, Conoidasida, Eucoccidiorida, Eimeriidae. Bases 1 to 837 code for a protein of 278 amino acids.
AUGUUGCUGAGCCCCGUCAGCAGCAGCAGCAACCUCUCUACCCCCAACCCAAACCCCCCCCGGGGCUGCGACCCAAACUGUCUUAGAGAGCGAUACAAGUUAUACAGCAACAAGAAGAGAAGCAGCAGCAGAGUGAUAACAACAGCAGCAGCAAGACAAGCAGCAGCAGCAGCAGCAGCAACAGAUAGGAGAGAGACAGAGAUAGAGGAGAAGGGAAAGAGAGAAGAGACAGAGACAGACAGCAGACAUAAAAAAGGAGACAAAGGAGACAGAGUAAAAAGAAAGAACAACACAAGGAGACAAGAGACAAGAGAGACACAGAGAGGAGGAGACAAAGACAAGAGAGACAGAGCCAGAAGGAGACAGGAGACAGCAGAGGAGACAGGAGACAGGAGAGGAGACAAGAGACAAGAGAGACAGAGACAGGAGACAGCAAAGGAGACAGCAAAGGAGACAGGAGACAGCACAGGAGACAGGAGAGGUGACAGGAGACAAGAGAGACAGAGACAGCAGAGGAGACAGGAGACACGAGACAGGAGAGGAGACACGAGACAGGAGAGGAGAAAGGAGACAGGAGAGGAGACAGGAGACAGGAGAGGAGACAGGAGACAGGAGAGGAGACAGGAGACAGGAGAGGAGACAGCAGAGGAGACAGGAGACAGCAGAGGAGACAGGAGACAGGAGACAGCAGAGGAGACAGGAGACAGGAGACAGCAGAGGAGACAGGAGACAGCAGAGGAGACAGGAGACAGCAGAGGAGACAGGAGACAGGAGACAGCAGAGGAGACAGGAGACAGGAGACAGGAGAGGAGACAGAGGCCUGGUGUACCUGUCUAG